AUGCAAGCACUGAAGGAACAAGCUGAAAAAGAGUGCACUGCAAUCAAGUUGAAUUGUACCUGGUUAACCUUACUCGGAAGUAAUCGUUACAAUUCCGGUGGCGACUGUGUCGACUUCAAGCACGGUGAGAAAGACUUUUCUGGGCGAGAACUGAUUGAAAAGCACCAAAAAAUCGGGUUGCGGUGCAUUUCUGGCGCUCUCGGCUGGGAUCAAGAAAAUUCGGAAAUUCGCGCGUACUUUCGCGAACAAUUGAAAAAGGACUUGGAGGAAAAGACCAUCAUCGCCUACGUCGACGGUUACGAGCCUCCAGACUUUAACUCGAAACGAGCGAAAAACGACUUCAAAGUAGAAGGCUACUUCAACGUCCGCUACGUUAAAUGUUUGAACAUUUAA
This is a messenger RNA of Oikopleura dioica, 393 nucleotides long. NCBI's taxonomy places the organism in Eukaryota, Metazoa, Chordata, Appendicularia, Copelata, Oikopleuridae. The record is from the annotation of a GenBank genome assembly.